Rangifer tarandus platyrhynchus (Svalbard reindeer) is the source of this 255-nucleotide messenger RNA. NCBI's taxonomy places the organism in Eukaryota, Metazoa, Chordata, Mammalia, Artiodactyla, Cervidae. The record is from the annotation of a GenBank genome assembly.
GGCUAUGGCGUUGGUCAGUCAAUGAGACUGGGGCUAGGUGGCAAUGCACCGGUUUCCAUCCCUCAACAGUCUCAGUCUAGGAAGAAGUGUGUCAGAGACUGUGAAAAGUACAAGCCUGGUGUGUUACUGGGCUUCAACAUGAAAGAGUUAAACAAAGUUAAGCAUGAGAUGGAUUUUGAUGAUGACCCUUUUGACCCUGUUUUUGAAGUUGAGCCUAAAGUCCCUAAUGAUAACCCAGAGGAACACAUACCGAAG